Messenger RNA from Rhipicephalus microplus (southern cattle tick), 691 nucleotides. RefSeq lists its product as uncharacterized. The record is from RefSeq and is a predicted model, not a curated record. NCBI's taxonomy places the organism in Eukaryota, Metazoa, Arthropoda, Arachnida, Ixodida, Ixodidae.
CGCGCUUUCAAACAAAGCACAAUAAGCUAUAUAUCUAACGGUCAACGUGUGGCAAGUCCAGCUACUGCAGUUCUACGCACGAAACAAUGGCCAUCCGAAGGUGUGCCUGUUUCUUCGACAGCAGCGGCCAGCACGAUCGGCGGAUUAAGUCGCUAAGGUCUCACAGCUAGGCCUAGCCGACGAGGUGUCGAAGUUGAACAAAAGAAAACUAACUGCUUGUACGUCCAAGGAUCUCUCUCCCGAAUUUGGUUAGCCACACGAUGCAAGAAUCAUUUCCCUGGGUUAAACUGCUACUCCUUUCCUGCCUUCUGGCGGUCGUCUACGCCAGAGAAAAAGUGAGAAUGAAAAAUGGUGCCGAGUGCAAAGGCGAACUGUACAUUCCUUUCAAGCCAUGCGUGAGGUACUGCAGAGUCAGUUGGGUGUUGUUCGUGCCGAAAUAUCAAGAACAACAAGUUGCUGACGGAACUCCAUGCAGGAGGCUGCUCAUUUUGAGAGGUGUGUGUCAGCAUGGAAGGUGCGUGAAGCUAGGAAAGGUAACAAAGGCACCGAAGAUAAACUUCACGGCCAUAACGAUGACUGCUGAGCCAACAAGCCCAACUGUCGCUCCUCUAGUUGCUGAUUAAAGCGACAACCGGCACUUAGCACGUGGGUCCAGGACGUCUUGACGGAAAUAAAAAAUUAGCGGCACUAA